Messenger RNA from Amoebophrya sp. A25, 5890 nucleotides. The record is from the annotation of a GenBank genome assembly. Lineage: Eukaryota; Dinophyceae; Syndiniales; Amoebophryaceae.
GUCGAUGAUGCGGAUUUGCUGUUCGUUCUAAUGAUCAUGUAUCAGCUUAAAACUUGUCUUUUCAUUUUGUAUUUCUCCGAUGGUAGUACGAGAGAGUUCUUGUAGCAUCAAGACAGCACGUGCACAAUGGUUGGCGUCGUGAUCGUCUCUAGAGAGUCUCCUGCUGCAUUCGCUGGCUGCUCAAUCUCUUGUAGUAGAGAUAUGCAUAUGUUGUGUCGCCGGUGAGUCAGCUGUCGUGGCGUGACCAGACCUUCCCACCUGCAAAACCGGUACCCCGACCAGAACUUUGCAAAGUUGGUGCUUUGGCCAGAGCUGUACUCGAAUAUGAAGGGCCGAAGCAAUAGGCUGCAGCUCCAUCUGCUCGGCAGAGAGCAAUCUCUCUUGCUCGUGGGCAAUAGUGCCGCGUCGAGCAGCUCAGCAUGUGGUACUAUAUCUUGUUCAGCGGCGGAACAAAGCAGGAAUAUCAUGGCGACACCUUGUUGUUCACCAGAGAACGGGCAAGGAAAAUGGAUGACGGCGUCGAGGUCCCUGUCGUUCGUUGCCACAAACACUGGUCGCGGUCUUCUUUCUCGUUCUCGUCCAGCACUCGUGAACCCAUAUCAUGGGGAUAAGCCCGAAUGGAUGACGGAUGUCUCGCAUCCUAUCACUAUGUUAAGACUAAAAGCUGUAAUUCAUCUCCUUCUGCAUGGGGUUUCUUUGUUUUCCCAUGGUUCAGUGUCCCAGUUUUGUUCUUCUUGGAUUCUGACUGAGACUUCUAAUAUGAACUCUGUUCUUUGUCCCGGUUGUGUCCUACUUGGAUUCUGACUGAGACCACGACCCAGAACUUGGCUUCUGCUUGAGAGAAUCUUUGUAAAAAGAUGAAUUACUGUGGUUGUAAGCGCUAAUUAUGGUUUCCCCGAAAUUUCUCCGCAUGUGGCAACCUAAAUCCUUACUGCGAGGCAACCUAUUCCGACGACCACCGCCCGAUCUACUAGAUAGUCGUUACGCGAAACGCGCUCUCAUGGUGAAAGCGAGUCCUGGACGCUUGCUGAAGCUGUAUGAGGUGUAUUUAAGGCACAUGAUUAAUACUUCUGCUCUCUAAGGAAAAGAAUGGUUCCGGUAUUUGGUAAAAACCUGAAUUUGAUCACAAGGAUUCUCUUCUUGUUUUCCCUCAUGAUCCAAAUCAAGCUACUGAAUACCAGAACAAUACGAAGGAGAAGAUUGGGACUGAGAUUUUUGCACAAGAACUAUAUUAUAGAGAAAGCGCAAGUGGUUAAUGAUCAUUCUCCUAUUGCUGCUGGGUAGACGUAGAAGAUAGGGUCUCAAGAAGAGAAGCACCUACCACAGGACCGGGAGAAGUUCGUUUCAUAGUACUUAGUUCAUUCUGCAAUCCUCGUCCUCUUCCUUGAUCCUGCUUUAAUCCCCGACCGCAAAAGUGACUGUGUGGACAGUCGUUUUUUGGUCAGAGUCUUCUGCGUCCUGGGCCAAAGUGUCGCGCAUCCCAAUGCAUUUUUCGCAACGGCCGACCGACAACGUAUUUUAAGAUCUCACUUUAUCCAUCUUCUAGCCCAUCUGUAAACUGUUUUCAAAUAGAAAAAUUAUGGACGCAAACGAAGUCAAGAAUGUCCAAGAUGGAUUGUAAUUGGUUCUAAGUAUCGUUGCACACGCGCAUUUCAAGCGACUGUGUGCUGACAUUGCUAGUCGCAAACACGAGAUCCGAGCAAAGGAAGUGCCGCAGCUUUUGUUCUCCAUGGCAAUUUUAGAAUACCGGUUUUGGCAGAUUGGCGAAAUGCUUCUGUUGUCGGUGGAGAACAACUUGGAAAAGUAUCGGUUUGAGACGCUGGCUACGGUGAUUUAUUCGCUGGCGUCGUUGAAUGUGGGAACCUAUGGAGGAGGAGGACGAGAAAAUGAAAGGAACGUGAAUGUUAUAAUUAAGGCUCAACUUUCAAUGGUCACUGGGGUUGGUCACUGAGAUCGAAGAGGCGACCCCUUGAGGAAAGAUGGGGGAAAACGAAGGGAAAGGGGAGAGCUUUGAAGGGGGUCGCUUCCGUUCAGAGUCAGUGACCAAUGAAUUCUGCGCUUUAAUAUAAAAGAAUCUACUUCGCAGUCGUGGUUUGGUCCAGAGGAGAUGGCGCCAGAAACGGGAGAGAGUCCUGGCAUGGGAAAAGCUACGGCCAAGAAUUUUGCCGGAUUAUUUGAGCGCUGUGUAGCGGAGAUCGCCAAAUUCUUGCCACAGGAUGAGUUUGGUCGGUUACCUUCUGCUUCAGAAGCAACAUUCAAAAGUGGAAUGCGUACUGGACAGGAUGUUGACGCGAGUUCUUUCGUUAUGACGUUCAAAGUGUAGUAGUGCUCAUAGUAAUUUUUAUGCUCAGAAAACAAGUAGCUAGUUGUUUGUUCCCACGUAUUCUCAUACCACCGAAAUCGGUUUUCGAAAUUAGAAUUGUUCCUUGAGAAGUAUGACUACACUUUCAUCUCCCUAUCCUUUCAUAUUCCUGUCGGAAGAAGAAGCGCAAUUUUGGGGACAAGUGAUGUGGUCUUGCGUAAUGGUGCAACACUGGGAUCGGAAUCUACCUCUCUUCAUGCAGGCAGCUUGUGCAGGCGUACGAGAUCGAGAGCAUCUGGAUGCAUGCGGAUGGCUCGGAUACUACAUCUAUUAUGCGUCCGAAUCAGAGUUUUUCUUCUUCCUUGCUUUCGGUUUUCAAGGCAGUUCUUUCCGUUAAUUGAGGCUAGAAGAAAUCCAUCUUCACAGGCAUCCUGAGACCGUUUUCAAGGGGAGAAAGGUCCUCGGAUGCGUCUCAAGUAGGAUUUCUCUUAGAUCUAACUUAUACAAGUUUUUCUUCUUCCUUGCUUUCGGUUUUCAAGGCAAGAACAGAAAAGUGCAGCAAGUGGAGUAUAGUUGUCAUAGUAGAAGAAAUUUGAGUUUAUUAAGUAUACAACUUUUGGAAGUCUGCUCCACAUGAUGAUCUUCUAGGAACUGUCUCAAAUAACACAAUAAAGUGUGUAUUAUCAUUAAGGCUCUUCAUAAAAAUCUUCAUCUAACUUGCUCAAACUCUGUAUUGUUGCGACGUGCUCCAGCCGAGACAGCCUAGCAGAAGCGUGAAAGAGGUGCUGAGCUAUCAGCUUCGAGCCUUCCCUGGUGCAGUGGAGGAAACGCCUGAGAUGACCGAGAGGAGAAACGCCGGUCGACGUCGAAGGAAGUGGGGUAGACGUACCAAGCGAUCCGCGGCAGCCUCUAGUGAGUGUGCCAGUAGUGGUGCGACGACACUAGAGUUAAGAGUAGGUUAAAGGUGCUUUUCUUACCGCUUUUUAUGCCUCUCUCCCUUAGGAGGAGAAAGGCAAAAGAUGAAGUGGGGUAAGCGAGCACCAAAAACCUACCUCUAAUAAAGGCUGAAGAUGAGAUUUUUGGCGAUCAUCAGAGUGGAGUGGAUAGGGAGGCACGAGGACCUUCAUCAUCGAUGAGUGAAGAUGGAGUGGCUAAUGCAGAAGUGGUUAAUGCAGAAGGUGCGUCUUCGAAGCUGGCUCUUGAUGGAGCAAACGUCGAUGACCAAAAUGAUGAAGCAAAGAGCUCAAAAACGUCAACUAGAAGUCCUUCAGAGAUGAACAAAUCUUCUGGAGCCUCUUCUUUUUCUGCAAGGGUCGAUGUCGACGAUGCUGGAGGUUCAUCUGAUAACAAUUCUUCAUCAAGCGUCAACCUCGACGAGGCUGCUUCCGCUGAAGAUCCGGAGGAUGAGGAGGAUCUCCAACGCAACAUCGAAAUCGAGACGAAGCGAAUGUGUCCGAUGUGGAUGCAAGAGCGGCUACACGAAUUUUGGCUUGACGGGACCCUUCUGAAGGCUCAGCCACAAGGAAGCGACGAACUCCAAUUAGACGUCGAGCGAGCGCUGAAUCGGACACGGACUCAGUUACGAUGCUACUUACUUCAUAUAACUGAGUCCGGACGGACUCAGUUACGAUGCUCCUCAGCUUUCGCUUUUACUCAUAUAACAGAGUAGUUUAUAGCACCCAUGGUGCAUGGAGUGCAUGGAGCGCAGAGCUUUAAGGGGCGCAAGAAGCUCCCCCUUUAGCUCCAUGCUACUCCAUGUGAUCCAUGCACUCCAUGCCAUGCGAGCUAUAAAACCUUACGAAUUACUCUGAUAUAAUACAUGCUUAGAAGAAGAGAACGGAACAUCAAAGGUGAACAACAAGGGAGUUGUACUUACAUCAUUAUACAAGGAUGAACUUUCGGUACUACUAUCAACUCUAACUGAAGCGUCGAUCAAUACCAGAGUUGUACUUACAUCAUACAAGGAAACAUUAGAAUUCUCUAUAAGUCUCUCAAUGGUUUUGGACUCGUACUUACGUUCCAAGUAGAAGUCCAAAUUAAUAGGAUCAAUUACACAAUUAUAUAUCGCUGACAUCAACUCUAACUGAAGCGUCGAUCAAUACCAGUGUGGGACGGCAAACAGACGAUCAGCACUGCUUUUUUGCGGGACACUUGCUAAAACCAAACAUUGCCAUCGAAUAUAACGCUUCUUUUAUGACAAACAGUUGCAAUACCGCUAUACUAAGUGCUCCUUCAUCCUCCCUCAUCCUCCCUCAUCCUCCCUCAUCCUCCCUCAUCCUCCCUCAUCCUCCCUCAUCCUCCCUCAUCCUCCCUCAUCCUCCCUCAUCCUCCCUCAUCCUCCCUCAUCCUCCCUCAUCCUCCCUCAUCCUCCCUCAUCCUCCCUCAUCCUCCCUUCCCUCCUUCAUCCUCCCUCCCCUCGGCCCGAACCGUCCGCAUCCGACAGGCUUUCUGCAUUUGAAACAACAGAUGUUUGCGAAGUUCGGAGUGCGGACAGCGACGAUCCAUCGCAUUUUCUGGGAGAGACUGUCCGACGAUGAAAAGGACGAACAAAUCCUGAGACUGAGAGCGCAGAUGGGUUACGUACACGUCCGCAAGAUGGACGGUCGGGAAAUCGUGCAGGCGCCGGAAGUUAUGGUCAAAAAAUCAGUGAUUCUAAAUCACAUGAUAAAAAACAGAUUUAAUUUAAAUCACACGAUAGAUACCUCUUGUUCUUGACACACCGUAAGGAGCCACAAUUCUGCAACAGCCCACAGGGCUGUACUAGUACAUCCCCCAGAAGUGGAUCAUCCUUUUCGUACGAUACCUCUUGUUCAGGCACAUCGGGAUGAAUGAAGCGAUCAACUUGAGGACUUAGUGUCUCGGUGUAGAUUCUAGCGUCGUUGACUCUUUGUCUUACUUUAAGCUGAUUCAACUUUAAGCUGAUUCAACAAGAUUCAAAAGUUUAAAGUUUUUUGGCGUACGUUCUCAGGUAAAUUGAUGAUGAUACUAGCUCCUAUUAGCUCUAAACCAUGUAAAAACAGCACAACAUCGCAGGAGCAUGGUUUGUUGCUGCCUGGCGCUCCAGAGAACGAUCCGAAUCGACCAGGAGCCAUCAAGAAAACGGAUGGGCGUGCUAGAUUCACCCAAGAUAAGCCUACGAGGAAAGGCUACAGACCCAAAGAGAGGAAGAAACUGAAGUGAGGAAAUCGAUGAGGUGCCGAAAGAACAUUGUAGUGUUGGUCUUCGUUGUUCUUUUAGAACAAGAUUUGCUUCUCGCAAGAACCUUGGAUAACAUCACUUCCGAAAAAAUUGAACUUGUUUGAAUAAUUGAAUCUUCACAUUGAGAAGCAUUCACCAAGCACAGGUGAGGGUGACAAUAAAAAUAUAAGCCAUUCUUCCUCUACUGACGUAACUUCAACUUGAAUGGACGACACACAUAAUGAUCAUGGUACCUGCCACCGCAUACAGUUUAUCCUUAUUUUUGGUCGAUUUGUUCUUCUUCUUGGCCUGGAAAAACCUCUACUUUUACGUCUCAGCAGCCAGCUGAAGAAGCGUCUGUAGAUGCGAAAGGCAAUAACUGCGUUGUUGAGAUCCAUAAAAACUGCGCAC